AUGCUGAAGGAAGUUUCUAAUAAAAUUUUAAAGAAAUGUGGAGGCCUACCAUUGGCAAUUAUCAGCAUAUCUGGUUUGCUAUCAAACCGACCAGCCAUCAAGGAAGAGUGGGAGAAGGUUAAGAGGUCAAUUGGUUCAGCACUGGAGAAAACUAAGAGUCUAGAAGGCAUGAGUAGCAUACUAUCUCUUAGCUACAAUGAUCUUGCACCUCAUCUCAAGACUUGCUUGUUGUACCUAAGUUUGUUUCCCGAAGACCAUCUGAUUGACAGAGAUAGGCUAGUGAGGCGAUGGAUCGCAGAAGGCUUCAUCUCUGAAGAGCAUGGACAGAGCAAGCAAGAGGUCGCGGAGAAUUACUUCUAUGAGCUGAUCAACAAAAGCAUGGUCCAACCGGUGGACAUUGAGUAUGAUGGAAAGGUCCGGGCCUGCCGAGUCCAUGAUAUGAUGCUAGAAAUUAUUAUUUCAAAAUCAAAUGAAGAUAAUUUUACCACUGUGGUAGGUGGAGGUCAAACAAGUUUGCCCAAUCAUCAAGGUUCAAUUCGGCGGCUAUCAAUCCAGCACAUUGACAAGAAAGUUGCAUCUGAACUGGCAAAUGUAGAUCUCAGCCAUGUUCGAACUUUGAUAGUAAUGCCAUCAUGUUGCGUCACACACUUGCCCAGUCUGGAACGGUUUGAAGCUUUACGUGUUCUGGAUUUUGAAGGUUGUGAGGAUUUGAAGGACUAUGAUAUAAAGGGCAUGGGCAAAUUAUUCCAGCUAAAGUACCUCAGCUUUAAGGGCACAAAUAUAUCAAUGCUUCCUUCAGGGAUCUUGUUGCUAGAUAAUCUAGAGACCCUAGAUCUUCAGGAUUCAUAUGUGCGUGAGUUGCCUGCUGGAAUUACUCGGCUGACUACACUAUGUUACCUAAUUGGAUCUCUGGAGAAGCUACCAAACGGGAUUGGGGGCAUGAUGAACUUACAGCUGAUGCCAGGAUUUAGUAUUACCUCGCAAGAAAUAGAUGUGUUGGAGGAUCUUGGGAACCUGACAAGUUUGGAGGAACUCAAUGUGGAUCUUGAUUAUAAAGUAUCUUGCAAGGACAAAAGAUGUGAAAAAGAGGCGUUCCUCUCCUCACUGUGCAAGCUUGGCACCUGCAAACUCCGUUCUUUGCAUAUAGAAGCGCGCCGUGGCCGUGGUUCCCUCGACUUCUUAGAUUCUUGGUCCCCUCUGCCAUCUUCUCUUCAAAGGUUUUGGGCGCCCUACCCGAAUUCGUUCCCGAACGUGCCAAAGUGCAUUACACCUGCACUCAGCAAUCUUGCCGACCUGUGCAUCUGCAUGACUGAACUGACAAAAGAUGGGCUGCUUACUCUUGGGAAGCUUCCAUCCUUACUCUGCCUGAAACUAUGGGUAUCAAAGAAGUUUGUUGUUACAGUCCAAGCCACUUCUUUCCCAAAUCUGAAGGAGCUUUACUUCAGAAAAAUUGAACAAGCAUAUGUUUCGUUCGUGAAAGGGUCUGCGCCCAGGCUUGAAGAAAUUAGCAACAUGCCAUUCAGUGUGUCGGCUGCAAAAGCUAACAAAUUCUAUUUAGGCAUUCAUCAUCUCCCAUGUCUCAGACGAGCUUACAUACGGCUUGAUGGCGAAGACGCGACACCUUCAGAACGCAAGGCUGCAGCUGCUGCGAUCAGGAAAGAAGCAGAUGCCAAUCCCAACAAUCCUGCAGUUACUUUUGAGGAGGAACCAGAGGAAGAGGACAAUGAAGAGACCGGGGGUAGUGACGUGGAGAAGAGCAAGGAAGAUGGUAUCGCUGAUGAGGAUUAA
Triticum turgidum subsp. durum (durum wheat) is the source of this 1788-nucleotide messenger RNA. Lineage: Eukaryota; Viridiplantae; Streptophyta; Magnoliopsida; Poales; Poaceae. The record is from the annotation of a GenBank genome assembly.